Molecule: messenger RNA, 2889 nt
Organism: Lotus japonicus
Lineage: Eukaryota; Viridiplantae; Streptophyta; Magnoliopsida; Fabales; Fabaceae
Exons: 5
Coding region: 1-2889 (962 amino acids)
Molecular function (GO): RNA-DNA hybrid ribonuclease activity; nucleic acid binding
Source: RefSeq, a predicted model, not a curated record
AUGGCUUUGGACGCCUUUUCAGGCGAAUCUGACCCUAUGGAACACCUGCGUUACUUUAACACCAAAAUGGUCAUUGGCGGGGCAACAGACGAGGCUGGCCAUCUAGCAAAUUUUGUUAAAGACACAACAACACCAGAAGCUACUAAGAUAACACAAGGGGAUAAAGGCAGAGGAAAGGAGAUAGUGGAAGAGUUGGGCGACCCCGUUGGAGAAUGCUCGUCCAUUGCAGGGGGAUUUGGAGGAGGCGUGAUUUCAAGCAAUGCUAGAAAGCGUUAUGUGGCGGCCGUACAUUCCGUGCACGAAGCAUAUGAGGGCGAAUGCUGGUUGAAUCACUCUCCCAUUACAUUCAUCCCUCAGGAUUUUGCUCAGGAGUCAGACCUGAAACCAUAUAAGGGAACCCUGGUGGGAUUUACAGGGGACCGGGUCAAUGUGCGAGGAUAUGUUGAAAUACCAACGGCUUUUGACGAGGGGGAUUUUGUUAAAAAAUUUCAGGUGAAAUAUCUGGUAUUGGCAUGUAGAGCCAAUUACAACGUACUCUUGGGGCGCGACACCCUUAACAAGUUGUGUGCUGUAAUUUCAACCGCGCAUUUAACUGUUAAGUACCCUGCUUGUAAUGGGAAGGUGGGCGUCCUUCGAGUGGAUCAGAAUGCAGCAAGAGAGUGUUACCUUAGAAGUGUAGCUCUCUAUGGGCGAAAGGCCGCCAAGGAAAGCCACCGUAUCACAGAGAUUUUUCCACACGAAGGGUUUAGCUUGGACCCAAGAGAUGACGCUGAUGACUUCCGCCCACAACCUUUGGAAGAAACAAAAUCAGCACAAAUUAAAGAUAAGGUUCUGAAAAUCGGCAGCGGCUUAACAAAGGAACAAGAAGAAAGAUUGAUCACCUUGUUGGGCGAGAAUUUGGAUCUUUUUGCAUGGACAAUUGAUGACGUUCCAGGCAUCGAUCCCAAUGUAAUCACUCAUAAGUUGGCAAUACGGCCAGGAGCAAAACCAGUCAUCCAACCAAGGCGAAGGAUGAGCGAUGAAAAGAAUAAGGCGGUACAAGUAGAAACUGAGAAGUUGAUCAAGGCACAAUUUAUUCGUGAGGUGCAGUACCCAACCUGGCUCACCAACUUGGUAGACGGGGCUUCCGGCAACGAACUUUUAAGUCUAAUGGAUGCAUAUUCUGGCUACAAUCAAAUCAUGAUGCAUCCUUCGGAUGAGGAAAGUACGACGUUCAUGACUAACCAAGCAAAUUAUUGCUAUAAAACCAUGCCUUUUGGUUUGAAAAAUGCUGGAGCCACAUAUCAACGCCUCAUGGAUAAAAUUUUUUCAAAGCAAGUUGGAAGAAAUAUGGAAGUGUAUGUAGACGACAUGAUUGUAAAGUCCGCCAGGGCUGGUGACCACGGCGAUGAUCUUAAGGAAGAAUUUGCUCAAUUAAGAACAUAUCAAAUGAAGUUAAACCCUGAGAAAUGUUCUUUUGGGAUUCAGGGGGGAAAGUUCCUGGGAUUUAUGUUAACGUCAAGGGGGAUUGAAGUAAAUCCUGAUAAGGGGAAGGCGAUCUUGGAAAUGAAAAGCCCAACAAGUGUAAAGGAGGUUCAACGUUUAACAGGACGCAUGGCCGCCUUAUCACGAUUUUUGCCAAUGGCGGGAGACAAAGCGGCCCCAUUCUUUACCUGUUUAAAAAAGAACUUGAAGUUUCAAUGGAAUGAGGCAUGCGAACAAGCUUUUACCAAGUUGAAAGAAACAUUGGCAACGCUACCAGUGCUUUCCAAACCCACGCCAGGCGUUCCUUUGAUACUUUACUUGGCAGUCACUGACAAGGCGGGGGCGGAAUCGCGGUACCAAAAAAUUGAAAAAGCGGCUUUGGCAAUUCUGAAAACAGCGAGGCGUCUUAGGCCAUAUUUUCAAGGUUUCCAAGUCAAGGUUAAAACCGACGUUCCCUUAAGACAGGUACUCCAGAAGCCUGAUUUGUCAGGGCGAUUGGUCAGCUGGUCAGUUGAGUUAUCAGAAUACGAUAUACAAUACGAGCCAAGGGGCCAAGUUACAAUCCAAAGUUUGAUCGACUUUGUGGCAGAAUUAACACCUGCGGAAGGCGAGAAAACGCAAGGAGAGUGGGUCCUAUCCGUGGAUGGAUCCUCCAAUGACACUGGAAGUGGGGCUGGGAUAACUAUUGAAAGCCCAGACAAAAUGGUCAUCGAACAGUCUUUAAAAUUUGAGUUCAGGGCGAGCAACAAUCAAUCCGAAUAUGAGGCUUUAAUCGCCGGCUUAAGGCUUGCUAUUGAGUUGGGCGUCCAGAAGUUAUUCAUCAAAGGAGAUUCGCAGUUGGUUGUUAAACAGGUAAAAUGCGAGUAUCAAGUGAAGGAUCCGCAACUUUCUAAAUACUUGGAAGUGGUACGCAGAUUAAUGAUGGAAGUAAAAAAUAUAAGGAUAGAACAUGUUCCCAGAGGUCAAAAUGAGAGGGCUGAUGUGCUGGCAAAAUUGGCCAGUACGGGGCGAUUGGGCAAUUAUCAAACAGUCAUCCAAGAAACCCUUCCUCGCCCAAUUAUUGAUCUGGUGGAAGUAAAGUUGAAAGCAGUAAAGUCAGUGACUGAAGGCGAGCCUUCUUGGAUGGAGUCAAUCAAGAUUUUUCUGGAAAAUCCUCCAAGGGACGACGAUCUGAACUCAAGGGCAAAACGUAGGGAGGCCAGUUUUUACACACUGAUAGAUGGCGAAUUAUAUCGGCGGGGAAUUAUGUCUCCUAUGCUCAAGUGUGUUGACACUAAGGAUGCCCCUGGGAUAAUGGCGGAAGUCCAUGAAGGAGUGUGCUCCAGUCAUAUCGGUGGAAGAUCAUUAGCAGUAAAGGUACUGAGGGCAGGAUUUUAUUGGCCAACAAUGAAGAAGGACUGUCUGGAAUACGUCAAGAAAUGUUAA